Messenger RNA from Truncatella angustata, 988 nucleotides. RefSeq lists its product as uncharacterized. The transcript has a single exon. Lineage: Eukaryota; Fungi; Ascomycota; Sordariomycetes; Amphisphaeriales; Sporocadaceae. The record is from RefSeq and is a predicted model, not a curated record. Bases 87 to 884 code for a protein of 265 amino acids.
GUAAAGUUUUUUCCAGUGACGUGGAUAAAAUACACUUUCAUUUGCAAAGCACGCAUUUGCUUCAACUCUGUCCAGAUUGUCAACCUAUGACGACCCAACGAGACGCCUUUUCGCAGCAUCUGAUGACGCAUGAGUCGGCCCCGUGUCCCGAAUGCAACACCAUGAUUUAUCGAGAAGAACUUCAACGUCACGUCGAAAAGACUCAUCGGUGGCGAAAAUGUAUUACAUGUCCAGAUUUGGAAUCUGAAUAUGCUAAGGAACAUUUCAGAAACUUUCACGCGAAGGAAAAUUGCCCCAAAUGUGAUGUUCAGUUCUAUGCAGUGGAUCUGGAGAAACACUUGGUAGAAAACCACAAUUGGAAGCAUUGCCACUUCUGCGAAGCAGUCAAUGAAGCGUCCUCGAUCGCUGAUCACGUUGAAGGUGCCCAUCAACCAAGGCUAUGCCCGGAAUGCUCUGAGGAAUAUCCCAGCGACACGAUGGGCCACCAUCUUCGUUCCGCACAUUCAUGGAAACCUUGCUCCGUUUGUCACCAUACCUUGUCCCCAGAAAAUUUCGAAGCGCAUGUCACAGAAUUCCAUGUGCCAUGUGGAAACUGUGGCAAGAUGUUUUCGCAAGAAGCUUUAAAAUUUCACGAAGAAAAGGUCCAUUCGCUGGUAGGGUGCGACUACUGCAUCAAACGGUUUAAUUCCGAAGAUUUAACAGGCCAUAUUCUCACUUCCCAUGGACUCCAGAAAUGUCCAAACUCAACUUGCGACGAGCAACUACCGUCAGACGCCAUCCCUGCGCAUAUAGGUGAGUUUCACUCGCUGAAGAAAUGUUGGUGUGGCUCCCAUGUCCAGGAUCUGCGCCGCCAUAUGUCGAGGAUAAUAAGUAGUUUUGUAUGAUUAAUUAUAGUCUUGCAGUAUGGGCUCGAAUCGGAGUCAAGACGGGUAUCAUCCAAGGCUCUAUGUGUUUCCAUAUCAUCAAACAAAGUCACAUCAUCUUGGUA